Entelurus aequoreus (snake pipefish) is the source of this 1110-nucleotide messenger RNA. Its product is annotated as intraflagellar transport protein 27 homolog. The coding region runs from base 122 to 688 and encodes 188 amino acids. The transcript has 7 exons. The record is from RefSeq and is a predicted model, not a curated record. Gene Ontology annotation, molecular function: GTP binding; GTPase activity. NCBI's taxonomy places the organism in Eukaryota, Metazoa, Chordata, Actinopteri, Syngnathiformes, Syngnathidae. Gene Ontology annotation, cellular component: Golgi apparatus.
GAGACGUGUAGCGUCCAUGUUGCUGCGGGCGAGCAGGGGGAAACUAGCGUCCGGUGUGUUCUUUAAAAGCACAUUUUGACGCUUUGAGGAUUAAAAAUACAUUUUCUUCAGAUUGGCCGAGAUGGUGAGGUUGAGGGCGAGAUGUCUGCUUGUUGGAGAUGCAGCUGUAGGCAAAAGUGCUCUGUCGCAGAUGUUCCACAGUGAUGGCACUCUCUUCCAGAAGAACUACAGUAUGACAACGGGUGUGGAGCUGCUCAUCAAAAGUGUCAACAUCCCUGAGAGCAACGACAGCGUGGAGCUCUACAUCGUCGACUCUGCGGGCAAGGAAGCAUUAGUGGAAGCCUGUGAGAAAAUGUGGGGCAAACCCUCGCUGCUGUGCCUGGUGUUUGACCUGACCAGCCAGCGCUCCUUUGACAGCUGCGGCCCCUGGAUGGAGCGAGUCCGGGCCCACUGCCAAGGCCUCCGUGUUCCAGGUGUGCUUGUGGGCAACAAGUCUGACCUGGCUGCCAGGAGGGAGGUGACAACGUCUGCGGCGCAGGAGUGGGCCCGGAGCCAAGGUUUGGAGUACCACGAAACAUCUGCUAAGGAGAUGGAGAACAGCGAGGCGCCGCUCCUCAGUUUAGCUCGAGCCUUUCACUCCCACUACCAGGAGUGCAGAGAGACCAUCCAGAACCUGAGUCCAGGCUAGACACACACACACACACACACACACACACACACACACACACACACAUGCUUGGGACUUUUUGAUAUAGAACAAGCACCAAUAAAUCAGUUUUUGAUGAUUGGGAAAUAUUUUUGCCAUGAUUUUUUACCAGAACCCCAAGUGGACUUUAUGCUAUUGAUUUCCACAAUAAUUGAGAACAACAACUACAAAAAAAAUCUAAAGAGGUUUUAUGUCUACUGGUUAAGGAAGUAAACUUCAUAUCCAAGAUGCUGGUAAACUCACUCUAGAAUUAUUUUUUCUCAUUUUCUCUGAUUGAUUUUGAAUUGUAUUUGAUACAAGGUGGUUGUUGUGGCGCCUGAUCAAAUAAACACACAGCAGUUUAACGGUUUAAUGAUUUAUUCCAUGGUUGCGUUGUCUUUUUUUUUUUUUUUUUCCAACAACAA